Molecule: messenger RNA, 1971 nt
Organism: Paramacrobiotus metropolitanus
Lineage: Eukaryota; Metazoa; Tardigrada; Eutardigrada; Parachela; Macrobiotidae
Exons: 5
Coding region: 433-1626 (397 amino acids)
Biological process (GO): G protein-coupled receptor signaling pathway
Cellular component (GO): plasma membrane
Molecular function (GO): G protein-coupled receptor activity
Source: RefSeq, a predicted model, not a curated record
GUUAUGCAGUGAUCCGUCUACGAUGCGCAAGCACUUUUCGUUAUCCAUAAACGAGACUUUUCACAAAAAUCAGCAUCUGCAUAAUUGAAGACGUAUUAUUACUGGCUAUUUAUAUUAUUAUUAUUAUCUUCCUGGAGCAGACAAACCAUUCAUGGGACUAAACAUAUUACAAUAAUUUAUUAUGACACAAUGAUUCUGAUCCUGUCGUGGAUGUCUUAUUUAUUAGAAAGAUAACCGGAAGAACGUCCCGAUAACCGGAAGAAGUCGGCUUGGAGCUCCCGCUUGCAACGUAGCUUCGGAAGGAAGAUACUGACCGGUCAAGUGCAUUUAUGUCUGUAUUUCGUAGUCGGACGUCCAGUUUGUUAAUUCACACGUUGCUGGUUGGGUUGGGGCCUUGGGCGCCGUUGCAACAACGCAACCCGUUAACCGGAAAUGGCCAACUCCAGCGCCAUCGAGCUGUUUAACCAGUCGGAAGUGUGCCGGCGCGCCGCCUCCAUGAUGGUGAACCUGACCCGGCACGACGCCUUCGGGUGUCCGGCGCGUCCCUCCACCAGGGGUCCCGAUGUGCCCGACCUGCACGCCCGCAUCGACACCUUCAACCCGGCGUCGCAGUUGUACUUUAUCGGCUACCCCUUCCUGCUGGCCAUAGGCCUAAUAGGGAAUACCUUACUGCCGGUAUUUCUCUGGAAGACACAGCCGCGCACCACCUACCUCGCGUAUAUGACGGCCAUCUGCGUGUCCAACUCGCUGGUUCUGUUGUUUGAGUUUCCGGGAUACAUCGCGACAUACGUAACGUCCAUGCAUUCCAAUAGGGAUCUGCGGGAUUUCAUGCUGUACAGCCUGGGCAUACAGAUGUUCGGUGAAGACACUUUUACACAAAUAUCCAACUGGACGGUGGUGGCGUUCUCGGUGGAGCGGUUAAUCGUCAUCUGGCGGCCGUUGCAGUUCCAGGCCCGGCGGCGGCAGCGUUUCGCCCUGAUCGUCAUGGCGGUAAUCGCCGUCCUAGCGGUGGCGCUGUCGCUGCCGGCCACCGUGAUCUACUACAAAAUGGGCCAGCGUAUGGGCUUCUUCCAGCACGAGAUGGACCACUGUCCCGGCAUGCUGUCCAUGGCGCAGAAUAUCCAGCGUAUCGCCCAGAUCCUCAUCCUCGUCGAAGGCGUGAUCGUGAGCGUGGUGGUGCCGGUGAUCACCUUCCUUAUCCUGAUGACCACCAGCUUCCUCUUGAUCCUCCUCCUCACCCGCCACCGUUUACACCGGAAGAACGUCCUGCAGAAAGGUCAAGCAUUACCUCCGGACACCGUUAGCGCCCUGUCCAACCCGACGGCGUGUCUGCUGCGCGCCGUGGCGGCCUACUUCCUCACGCAGAUCCCCUACGCCGUGUACAUGCUGCUGCUGACGCUGUCCAUGCCCCCCAAAUGCCAGGGUCUGGUCAGUAUGUCCGCCGAGAAGAAGGUCUCGCCGGUCAUCCAGUUCAUCUUCCUGGCCUACUACGCCCUGACCUUUCUCAUCCACAAUAAUUUAUUAACGGAGAUUGGCGAGUAUAUUCGGCGACGAUUAAAGGCCCGCAAGAAACACUCGCAGGCAGAGGCCCUGGUGACACCUGGGACGUCCUCCACCUCACUCUAAUUAAUGUGUCGUUGUCUCUCUCCUGGAACUGACAGUAUACAGGAAUCGCUAAUACAAUUAGUCCGGCAGCUGUCUAGCUGAAUCUAGUCAAAAUCUAAUUUAAUUUACGUGGUUUAAAUCAUAUUGUAAUCAUGGCCGUUGUGAUGCCGUCUCCUUGAAUUACAUUUUCCCGAUGGGUGACAGGUAAAUUCCAUUGGAAUAUUUAUACUGAGGGUUGUAUGGAUUCGAGAGAACCUUUUGCUUCCUCGCGGAACGGUUUGGGAAUUUGAUUUUUCUGGAAGUCGUUGUCGAAGCCAAGUGUAAAUUUGCGUCUGUAGGCUACAGACUGUAGCAGUUUGCGCACGC